This is a messenger RNA of Aphanomyces invadans, 19882 nucleotides long. RefSeq lists its product as hypothetical. Bases 261 to 19814 code for a protein of 6517 amino acids. Gene Ontology annotation, cellular component: membrane; extracellular region. NCBI's taxonomy places the organism in Eukaryota, Oomycota, Saprolegniomycetes, Saprolegniales, Verrucalvaceae. Gene Ontology annotation, molecular function: protein binding. Gene Ontology annotation, biological process: proteolysis; cell communication. The transcript has 21 exons. The record is from RefSeq and is a predicted model, not a curated record.
CCCAACCAGCCAUAUCUUUGUUGACUGCCAACGCUACAGCCUUCGUUCUCCAAGUGACUCCUUCAUGUCGGUCGACCGCGCCGGGCGAUCCCUCUGAGUUUCAAUGUCAAAUUUCGAAUGAAGCCACACGAUUAACAGCAGCGUUUCCAUGCACAGCGCUGUCACCGUCCAUCGUUUCUGACCUGCUCCCUGGCAGCGUGUACACUGUUAAAGCUCGGGCUGCAUUUUCACUUGCAUGGACGACAGCUCAGUUUGUGACAAUGUCAGGCAUCCCCGACCCGCCAAGAGUGCAAGUGGAAUCGGUGACGGAAAAUUCAGUAGAUUUGUGUCUCUUUGCACCAAUUCAAACGUUUGGAAGUGUGGUGGAAUCGUAUCAACUCGACGUAUUGAAUCCCACGACGAAUGGAUUGGUUUCGACGACGUCAUACACGGCAGUCGGACUUGGCUACCCUUCCACUGCCUGCGUGCCUAUCACAAUUGCCAGUUUGACUGCCUCAACGAGUUACUUGAUUCGAGCAGUGUCAAGAGGAGUGGGCGGAAGCGGCAAACGUGUUGCCGUAACCGCGACAACGACUGCCGCUGUCCACGGAACGUUCAAAUGGGAGGUCCAUGCGCUCAAGGCCAACAUUGCGUCCAGUAUGUCGAUAAAGAUCAAGCGGCUGAAUGGCGCCCUGUUUGACGAAUCCGUCUCCAUCACAAUCGAAAGCAGCCAAGGCUAUACGUGUGACUUGGAGGUAAAUCAGUGCGUGCCUCAACGCCGAAAUUUUGUGUUCAACAACAUCGACGUGCCUGGCAGUGAUAUUGCCAAUUUCCCAAACUAUGCUGCGACGGAUUGUGCCGUCGAGUGCCUCAAACGGGACGAUUGCAUGUCGUACACGUCGGUUCCACCUGGUGGAGUCGGGUGUUGGUUGAAGAAUACAGUUCCUGCGGCCAACGUGAACACAAACUACGUCAGUGGCAUCGCGACGGAUGCUUGUACGGUGCGGUUGCCAAAUAUCAAUUUCAGUGGCAACGAUAUUGACGCGAGCACGUUUGAAGCAACCGAAGAAGCGUGUUUAGCGAGGUGUUUUGCCAUUUCUGUGUGCGUUGGUGCAUACUACAGCCCAUCGACAACGGAAUGCUACAUUAAGCAUACGCUUGCAAACGCCGCAAGCAGUUUUGGGGUCGUUGCAUUGGUACCCAAUCGAUUCUGCGGUGUCCCACAAGUCAUCACGUUUCGUGCUGGUGAAGGCGACAAAACGAUGACUCUCACUGCACCAAACACAGCUGGAACCGUCACGAUUGUACUGUCAAGUCCGUCCACGGGAGCGACCAUUGCUGGCGACCCCACGUUGACCGUGACCGUCGCAGAUUAUUCGACCACUCGUGGAACGUUUUCGUGGAUGCCAACUUUCUCUGCCCCGACAAAAGGCACCGUAGUGGCGACAACAAUCAGUCGGGAAUUUGGGUCCGCCUAUGCUGAGUCUGUUUCCAUCUCUAUCGCAAGCAGCCGAGGCGAAUCCUACAUGUGCAAACCGUCGACCUUAAUGUGCUCGAUUCCAACUCUGUGCGGAUGGCAAGUGGCUGGUACGGAGUACUCUGGAAACGACAUCGCACAAACGACCGGAGGCACCCAAGCCGACUGCUGCCAAUAUUGCGCCAACACGACAGGGUGUGGAGCGUAUUCGUUCUAUACAACGACCCCGACAACGUGCAAGCUCAUGAGCUAUCCUUUCAAUUCGAGGUCGGCAGACAGUGUUGUGUCAGGUGUGCCGGUCGUCAAGUGCACAGAUCGAUAUUUCGGCGUGGAUUUCACCAGUACAAACCUUGGGUCUGCAAUGUCUGUGCCUGAAAGCAGCUGCUACACCCAAUGCAGUCAGUUGUUGGAUUGUGUGGGCUACCAUUACACGCCGCCGACCACGUGCCAGAUGAAAUCGACCUUGACGGGUGCAAUUGCACGCCCGUCGACAGCGUAUACAGUCGUAAUGCAGCCGUUGUGUACGAACAUGGUGACGUUUCAAGAGGGUGAGUCGUCCAAGGUGGUUCAGGUUGCUUUGCCUAGCGACGACAGAGGUUACAUUCUUCCGUACUCAAUCAAUGCAACCCUACUUCGACCAUUCAACGGAGCCUCGAUUGGGACGGCAAGCUCCCUUUCCAUCAACGUCACCGAUAUGCCUCCCAAUAUGAUUUCAUGGCAUGACGCAACGGUGUUUGGCGAGGAAGGUUCGACAGCAAUUCUCGUCUUGCAACGAUUUGGAGUCCACCAAGCACGUCAAACCGUGUCGAUAGUCUUGUCGAGUUCCCUCGGGGAUGCCUUUACCUGCGAUUCGUCCACCUGGACGUGUGCCUCGUGCGCUCCCAUGUGUGGUGAUGUUCUGAACAACGUGACGUUCGAUGCCGGGGAAAUGGAAAAAAUUCUCCACGUUCAGCUACCUGAGAUCGAAGACUACACGCCAUCGUAUAACGUUACAGGAGCCAUCAGCCCCUCUCCUCUUUACACAGUGCAAACUGGGCAAGUUGUAAUGGUGGUGCGCGACAGCCACGACUGGUCGGUCAUAACGUUCGCGCAGCUCGACGUGACGGUGUUUGAAAACUGUUCGAGCGUAUCCAUUGGUGUCCAACGCCUCCGUGCCACGACCGUGGUGGACUUUUCCAUCACGUCGUCGCCGUCCUAUCGAAUUCCUGGGGGUGUUUUUCAAGUCAGCGCUGCGUUCGCGAUGGGAGAAUCGUUCCAGAUCAUUUCGAUGCCAAUCGCGACAUCUCCUUUCUUCAAUCCACCAGAAACUAUAACAUUGGAGUUGGGAACGUCAAGCAAUCAAGCACGGUUGCUCAGUGCUCCUCGAAUGCAAAUUCGCGUAUGGGAUUCCACCGUCGGAGCCCCCGAACCACCCGAGAACAUUCAGUACACUACUCUGUCGGCGGACAGCGUUUUGUUCAAUUGGACCCCGCCAAAGUACACUGGCGGAGUUCCGUUGGAGGCCAUCAGCUACAUCUUUGUCGUAUCGCCGUCCAUCAAUUUUACCACGUCCAACACGUCCUACCUUCUCCGAGGGCUCAGAGCGGACACGGUGUACUUUAUCCAAGGGUGGACGGCGAACGUCAAUGGCAGCUCCGGUUUGACGCCGACCAUUGUAGUCCGAACACCAAGCCCAUGUGCACCUGCCUCUCCCGAGAAUGUAUCAGUCGUCGCAGCGUACGCCACGAUGGUGAAGGUACAGUGGGCAUUGCCGCUAAGUGAUGGAGGCGUCAACAUUCAGUCAUGUCGCGUGUGGACGACCGAUGAUCAAAAUGCGAGUACGCUUGUCCUCGAUGCCAAAGCGCCUUUUCAAUUCCCGUACUCGAUUGCAAACUUGGUUCCAUUGUCGUGGUACUCCAUGGCGCUCACGUGUGUGAAUGUGGGGCAAUUCGAAAGCGGCGCCGUUUCGUUCAACUUUACCACGACAAACGUGGGUGUUCCUCUUGCCCCGCCUGGGCUCGACGUGUUUCGCACCACUGGCGGGUCGUUGGGAUUUGCCGUUCCAAACGCGUCCUACGACGGCGGUCUCCCCAUUGAAAACUUUACAGUGAUGUACAGCGACGACGACAAUGCAACUUUCCGAUUGGGUUGCGUGGGCAAUGCCACCAACGUCGACAGUCGGUCCCUGGGGCAGUGUGUCGUUGGAGGGCUGAAGCAAAACACAUCGUACUGGUUCAAGGCCUACGUGUCCAACGCGAUGGGCAUGUCUGAAAAUGCGUCUGCAGUUCAGGUCUUCCAAACCUCCCACGCCACCGUCCCCGAUCUUCAAGACGCACCCCGCGUGAUUUUUCAAUCGAUGGGUCAAAUCACGCUGUCCUGGAAUCCGCCUUUGGAUACCGGUGGUAUGCCCAUUGUCGGGUACGGAAUACGGCAGUGGACUGACAACCUGUCGUACAUUCUACCAUACGACAAUCCAGGCGACCCAGUCACGAUCGCAACGAUAUCUCGCCUGGCUCAAUACACAAUGUAUCAGUUUAGUGUUAUCCCGUACAACGCACUGUCAUUUUGCGCGUCAUUCAGCGGGGUCAGCCAGCGACUGACGUUUGUCACAAUGAACGCCACCGUCCCCGAUGCACCGCUCGCUCCAACCGUUGUCAACAAAACCGGCGGGUCCAUUAUCCUCGAGUGGUCUCCUCCCGCUCAAGAUGGUGGCUACAAAGUUCACUCGUAUUGGUUGUAUGGGGUUUUAAAUACCGAUUGGGAAAUCGUGUACGAUGGAAGCGACACGAGUUUUGCCUUGUUUGGUCUUGUCGCGUCGACACAGUAUCACUUUCAAGUGGCAGCGGUCUCCAUGGUUGGGUCCAGUUUGAACAGCUCAGCUAUCACUGUGUCGACAACCGCACCGACUCGGCCAGGGCCGGUCGAAGCCAUUGCUCAAGGAUCCAAUUCCACUGGUGGGUCGAUUCAGCUCAUAUGGAAUGCUCCGAGGGACACAGGUGGGCUUGUACCUCUCUCGUACUCCAUCUUCCGUGGACACGAUUUGCUGCAGUCGAACUGGGCGUUCCUUGCCUUCGAAGACUCGUUCAAGUUGGCUGCGAGCAGCACGUACCAGUAUUUUGUUGUAGCACAAAACGCAGUUGGUCAGAGUGUGCCUGGAGCUGGAUUCUCUGGUCGCACCACGGCACCAACGUUGCCCAAGCGACCAAUUCUCGAGUUUGCCGUCGCAACGGGAGGCUCGAUGACUUGGUCAUGGUAUGCAUCCAAUGACACUGGUGGAGUUUCACUGCUCAACGGGUCUGCCGUUGUCACCGAUACGGUCACAGGUGUCUCCUUGACUUAUCUAAACAUCUUGAAUUCCUUGAGCUACUAUGUUGGGGGCCUCGUUGCCACUCGGACGUACAACGUUCGCUUGUGGGUUGCGAAUCGAAUUGGCAACAGCUCCAUGCUCGAGUUUACCGCGUCCACGACAAAACCAAGCGUUCCAGCAGCUCCAUGGAGUGCCCCUACAGCGCUGAACGUGUCGAGCGGAUGGAUGCUUGUAUCGUUUCCAACUCGAGAUGCCAACUACGACAAUGGAGGCGCGCCACUGACUGGAGGAAUUGUGUACCUGAACAACGUGCUGGUCCGAGUCGUUGCACCAACCAACAUGACGUCAGUGCUGUUGAUGGGCCUUCAAGCCCGACAAUUAUACAGCAUCACAACCACAUUUGUCAAUUCUGUUGGUGAAAGCUUGCCGAGCCGCGUGUUGAACGUGACAACGCUGCCCAUGGUGGCCCCAUCGGAGGUGCUAAAUCUUGCGCUGACGGACCGCGGGUCGUCGUUUUUGGAAUUGAUCUGGAAUCCUCCUGUCGACUCUGGGGGCAGCAUUGCCUUGAUGUACGACGUGCGCUACAAGGAAACGUUGGCAACCACAUGGCUCAAUCAAACGACAACAACUUCUUUCGUCGUGGUGAGCAACCUUCGGGCAUCCCAAGAAUAUCAGAUCUCGAUUCGAAGUCGAAAUGACGUUGGGCCGAGCUCGUGGUGUCCAAGCACCACGUUCUCCACCACUGCCGAAGCUGCUGGAUUUGCUUCGUUCUCCGUACGCGUUGUUCGAGUGCCCCAGAGCAAUGGCAGCGUAAACGUUCUUUUGACGCGAAACGCUAGUGGGAUUUCGGGGUCUGUGGCUUUCAAAACGCAAAGUGGGUCGGCGAUUGCCGGAACCCAUUACGUAGAGUCGUCCGGUCUCGCUACGUUUUCGCCGACCUCGACGACCACAAGCAUUCGGAUUGCGUUGUUUAACGCGACAUUUGGGUGCACACCAACGGGUCGAGAGUUUUCAAUUUCCAUUUCGAGUGUCAGUGGCAGCCUUGUUCGAAUCGGUCCGAACAGCGGCGUCACGAUUGUCAUGGAAGACGACAACAGCGGUGGCCUUGUCAGUUUGGAGUCCACAGCGGUAGAACAAGGCCAAAUGCUCCCGGCACCAUUCUUGACCGUGGUGAACCUAACUGUCGUCCGGUCGGGAAAAUCAUCGACCCUUAUAAAUGCAACGUUGGCCCUCAAUGCGACGAGAAGCACGGCUGGUAUGGGACGUCAAAUUCAGUCCAUUCCGUCGUUUGUGAUUUUAUAUCCAAACCAAUCCAUCGCAAUCGCCUCGAUAUCACUGAUCAAUGACGGCGUGUACAACGAUCCGAGUCUGUAUUUUGUCGUCGACAUGGCGAUACCAAAUAGUUACAACAGUUGUGCUGUGCUCAACACCGCCGCGGCAUCGACAAAUGUCACCAUUUUGGAGCGAAAUGUCGUGUCACCGCCAGGCCCUCCAACAAACAUCGCAGUGACGUGGCUCACUGGUGGUCUCGGGAGGUUUACCUGGUUGGGGCCACGAAACACAGGCGCGUUCAAUUCCCCCGUGACGUUCUACACUGUUCGAAUUGCCACGGCUGGUUUUGUACUCUCAAAUCGAGUGAACGAGACCACAAUUACCAUCGGUGGCCUCAAUUCAACCACCAAUUACACAGCCCGCGUUGCCGCUGAGACAAGUGUCAUGACGGGACCGUUCAGUGAUGCGUUUGAGUUUCAAACGGCGUCUCCGUCAGUUCCAUCGCUUCCCCGAAACUUGAGGUGCACCGGUCGCUCCGGUGGCAGUCUAACCAUUGCGUGGGACAUCCCGCUCGAUACAGGGGGGUUCCCCAUUACAGAGUAUCGAGUCUUGUGCAUGGACGUGAAACUGCGCCCUGUUUUGGGGACACCAGCAAACUCGAUGCUUUGCGAUGGCCUCCAAGCAUCCCAAAAUUAUUCGAUUGGGGUGCAAGCUCUCAAUGCUUACAACAUCUCGUCCUUAUAUGCGUACGUGACGUGCGCAACGACCACUGCGGUCGCCCCAUCCAAGCCUUUUCCUCCCAGUGUGAUUGCUUCGACCGGUGGAGCUCUCACGUUUCGUAUUACCCCCGCUGUAAAUACUGGAGGUGCUCCAAUAUUGCAGUACGCGAUUUACAUGAACAGCCCGAGUUACCCAAGCUUGUUCUCGAUGGUGUACAAGGGAUCAAACAGCACGCCAACCGUUUACGGACUGACGUUCAGCUCGACGUACACUGUGACUUGCCAAACGAUCAACACAAUUGGUGCGAGCGAAGUAUCGAGCACAAGCCAAGCGAGCACAUCAGCAAUUAGUAUUCCAACCAGUCCGUUGAGCUUCAGUCUUGCGAGUGCCCCGACUGGUGGGGCUAUUAGCCUGCAAUGGAAGCCACCAUUGGACUCGGGUGGGGUCCCAAUUGUUGGCUACGCAGUGCGCCAGUACUCGUCCGUGGAUGUUAUCACGAGUUCGCCAUCCAUUGCGUACGUGGACGACACCAAAGCCACGACAAACGUCACGCUGUACGGGCUGCGACCAAAUACGUCCUACUUCUUUGCUGUGAUUGCGCUGACGUCCAUGAGCCAUUGCUUCAAUUCAAUCUAUAUUCAAGAGAGUACCCGCAUCCUUGUGACCACUCGCGUCGUCACCCCUCCGUCAGCACCAUCGACGCCAUUCGUGUCACAAGCCACCGGUGGUAUGCUCGAAAUUGCAUGGACGCCUUCUUUGGAUUGGGGAGGGUCCGCGACGGUGCAGUACCUGUUGUACACGCCGCCAAAAACACUCGUGUACAACGGUACGAAUUUGACCUAUCAAAUGUUUGGACUGCGCGCCUUGUCGAACCAGAGUUUCUACAUCGUGGCAUCCAACCAAGCGGGUCCAUCCGCAGCAACGUCAACGAUCGUGGCAAAACUGACCGAUAUCUCUGCCCCCACGCCGCCGACGUCAAUCGGGUUGACAAGGGCAUUUGCGGACCGGUUGCAGCUCCAUUGGAAGGGUCCGUUGGACACUGGCGGCGUGACCGUGACUGACUACGACAUCCGUCGCAAUGGGCUAUCCAUCGGUCGCCCCAACGUGACGGCAUUUGAAGACACCGGUUUGAUGGCCAAUACGACAUAUACGUAUACGAUCGUCGCACGAAACAGUCGAUAUCCGAGUGCUAGCAGCGAUCCCGUCGCGUUCCAAACCACCAAUGCAACGGUGUCGUCGGCACCAACAAACCUGCGAGCGAAUGCAACGGGAGGUGCGAUUGUGGUCGUGUGGGACGGACCGGUAUCCACGGGAGGUUUGCCCAGCGUGGGAACAGUGUGCUUGUUGCAACGAAAUCGCUCAGUGGUGGUGCUCGAGCGAAUCACCAACACGACAACGUGUGUCUUUGCCGGCCUGAGUCAAAACUCAACGUUUCAAGUGGCGCUCUUUGUCAUAAACGACGUCGGAAAUGGAACGCUGGCGACCCUGAAUGUCUCGACCACAAGGGCAACGCUGCCGACAUCGCCACCGAUUCCAGUGCUUGUGAGCCAAGUCGGAGCCGUUGCAGUCGUUGAGGUGAGCACUCCGCAAGAUGCGGGUGGCCUUCCGCUCUCUCGGUUGAUCCUGUAUCGCAACAACUCUGUCGUCGCGUCGGUUCCUGUCAUGCCAAGUGUUAGCACGUACAACAUCACUAUUGGGGGGCUACUUGCUCGAGCACGGUACACUUUUCAAGCAAGUGCGGCCAGCACAUUGGAAGGCUCGAUGAGCGAACGCCUGGUGUAUGUUACUGGCAACUCGUCGGCACCAUCUCCCGUUUCGAAUGUGCAGCUGGUUGAAGCGACAUCGACCUCGCUGUCGUUCAACUGGACCGCGCCUUUCGACGACGGUGGAUCUCCAGAGUCUUUGGCGUACGAUAUUACAGCCACUGCGGGAGACGUCGUUGUGACAGAUUCCGUGACCAAGAACACAACGUCCAUCAUUGCUGGGUUGACCCCAAACACAGCGUACAGCGUUAGUAUUCGGUCACGAAAUGUUGCUGGAACCAGUGUUUGGUCCACUCCACAGGUACUUCAGACCCUCGCGCUCGCCAAGGGAUCGUGUGGAUGGGGUGUGUCUACCUUGCGUACUCGAAUCGACGUCGGCACUGUUUCGAUUCCAGUUGUGCGGCGUGGAGGGUCAUCUGGGAUUGCUCAGUACAGCGUGCGAGCCAACAGCACGGGAAAUGUCGUAUUCAAUUGCCCAACGUCCGUUGGUCUGCAAUCGUCGCAAACUCAAGCCAGCCUUGUCGUGACGAUUCAGAAUUCGAUGACGUAUAACCCGAACGCGACGAUCGUUCUCCAGCUCAUUGGCGACAUUUCAAAUGUUGUCACAGAAUUCGCGACUGUCACAAUAUAUGUGGACCAAGAGGACAAUGCUGGGGCAUUCGACUUUGUUGUAUCCAACAUGACUGUGCGGGAAGAUGCUGGCUUGUUCAACAUUUCUAUUCGGCGUCAACUUGGCGUCAGCUCCACAGUCGUUUGGGCCCCGCUGGACGUGACUGCAUCUCGAAACGCAACGGCUAGAGCAGGAAGUGAUUACCAGCUACUGCCGAACCAACGCAUUGCGUUCGAUUCGAAUGUUACCCUAGCCAGCGUGGUCGUCUCUAUCAUCAACAACCAGCGGCCUCAAUUCCCACUCUUGUUCUUUUGUCUGACGCUGGUCAAAGUCAGCGGUGGGGGGUACCUGAACCGCGCUGGCAAUGACGUGAUUUGUGUCUCGAUUUUCAAUGAUUGGACUCCGGCAGUCCCAUCAAGAAUUCCAAAUCAACUGGACGUUGUGCGAACUGGUGGUUUGUUUCAAUUAUCUUGGCUGCCUCCGCCGUACACUGGAGGCGCUGGCGUUGCCAUCACUCGCGCUAUGAAUUUCACGGCGCAAACGACGGCUCCUUCAUUGCCAGGAACUGUGACGAGUGUCCAAGUCAACCAAGCGACGGGUGGGUUCAUGCAGUUUGCAAUUAACCCUCCCCAAGACACUGGAGGUCUCUUCGCCUUGAACUACUCCGUGUUUGUGUACAGCCCAGCAAACAACUAUUUUCAGGCAAUAAACAGCGUUGGAGCAAGUACCCUAUCGACGAACUUUACAUUCACGACGGCACUUGCCACCCUGCCUGGCCCUCCAGCUUCGAUCUCAUCGACAAAGCAAACGGGGGGCGCGAUUACUUUGCAGUGGCAGCCGCCAGAUGACACUGGUGGUUUCGAGAUCAUUGGGUAUAAUGUGUACUAUCGACUGGCAUCGUCAACAAGUCCAUUUCAACGAGCCGUAUUCGCGAAUGGACCAUCUGCGACUGUUGCAAAGCUCUUUCAAAAGACUUCCUACUCCUUUGUCGUUGUGGCGUUGACCUCGUUGGACGGUGCAGCGCUCCCAGCCACAGGAUCCAUAUCGAACGGACGACAAGCCAUCACGACAUCCAUGCGAAUUCCACCGUCGAUGUACAAGACAAUAGAAAUGAAGGACAUGCUGUGGAUUCCAUCUGAUACUCAAUCCGACGCGACGGAAGUUGUGUUGAAUAUGACGUACUUUGGAACAACGAUUGACGGUGAAGCAAUGCUUGCUCGUGGCAGCGCCAGCAAUAUUUAUUCCGCGUCGACAACUCAACUGACCCUCCCGUCAAGUCCACCUGUGCCAAUUCGAUUGAGUUACCCGUCUGGAAGUGUCCUCCGCCUGCAAGUCAAUUCUCCGUUGGAUACUGGCGGCGUACCAGUCACAUCGUACCGGGUUUUUGUGCAGGAUGCUGAGGUUACCAAUUUCGUCAUCGAAGAGGCCAUUACUGUGGAAUCGUUGCUGCUAAACUGCGUGCUUCUUGUUCCUGGAUUCAACCCAAUGACGUGGUACAAUGUCGCUGUCGUGGCGGUGAAUCUCAAGUCUGUCUGCGAAUCGUCAAGUGCGGGCAGGCGAAGUCCGCCAGGGCUUUUUCAAACGAACGUGUCGACAAUUCCCCGUCCAGUCACAUCGUUGACGGACACAUCCACUACCGGUGGGGGAAUAAGUCUUGCGUGGCAACCGCCAUUUGAUCGAGGGGUUGGCUUGAACGAACCCCUCUACUUUGCCUUGUAUAUGAAGUCAAUCACGUCCAACUCGUGGACCUUACUUCAAAAUGACACGACAAUGACGGCAUGGGUAAUGAACCUUGCGUCCGAGACAUCAUACGAAUUCGGUGUCGACGUCGCUGCAUCGACUGGAGCGGCCGGUAUGUCGUCGAUGGCAAUUAAAACGUUCAAGACAUCUGGGAUUUCCGCCCCUGGGCCGCCGGCUAGUCCGUUUUUUAUCAACAACACUGGUGGUUCCAUCUCGAUCGGGUGGCUUCCUCCUAGCGACAAUGGUGGGGAAAAAGUAACGUCGUAUGUCGUGGAGGUGCAAGGCGGAGAUGGUGGCCAGAUGACGUUUGCCAGGGACAUUACGUUUUACGGGUUCUUGGCGUCGACCACGUACAACUUUCGAGUGGCUGCAGUGAACAUGAUGGGAACGGGAUCGCCCAGUGCAUAUGCAACGUUUAGCACAAGUGCAGCGUCCCCAGCCCUUCCGCCGACAUCGCCUAAAAUUCUGAGCCAGUCUGGCGGGGCAGUCACGCUGAGCUUUACCCCUCCCUUGGACACUGGUGGCGUCCCAUUGUCUGAGCUCUCGUACGCAGUUUACGCGAACAACGUUCUUGUGGCAACGAUUUCACACGCCGAGUUUAUGGAAUCGGCGUCGAAAACCUCGUCAAGAUCUUUGCGCGAAGAAUAUCCAGAAACCAAUUCACAAUCAAGACGCCGUCGGUUGGAUGCCUCUGGUUCUGUCAUUGUUGGCAACCUGAAUCCUUCGACAACGUACGAUUUUUUGGUCAAGGCGGUGUCAGCUCAAGGAGGAAUGAGUAGCGGUUCGCCGCAGCAGGCUGGACAAACGUCGCAGCCUUCCAAACCUGGAGCGCCAGAUCCACCCACGUUAGUCAAAUCGACUGGUGGCAUGGUGUCGUUUUCGUGGAAUGCCGUCACUGACAGCGGAGGCUCCUCCAUUACCAAGUUUAUUCUGAAGAUGGUGAAUGUCGAUACCCAUCAAGUCACGACAUGUGAAGGAAUGAUCUUUCAAUGCACUAUGUCUGGCCUGGAGUCCACGUCGACGUUCUCAACGACCCUUCAAGCUGUAAACGACGUUGGUGUUUCGGACCCCAGCACUGCGCUAGAGGUCCGAACUGGCAUCAAUUCGCCACCGACGCCUCCACUCAACUUUAUCAUGGUGAAUGUGUAUUCCACCGCCGUCGACUUGCAAUGGCGGGCGCCUGUCGAUUUUGGUGGAAAUGAUCUCGAAAGUUACUCCAUUGACAUCACUCCAGUCGGUGGAAGUACACUGACCCAAGUCGUCGUUGCCCCCGUCGAUUCAACUCAACCAGUGUUUUACACGGUGGAAAACUUGAGCAGUCAAACGCAGUACGCGGUGACUGUGCGAACGUCAACUUUUGACCAAGUUGGAGAGGUCAGCAAGACAGUCGCCAUCACGACAUCGUCCGAUCCAAAUACGCCACAGCCGCCUCUUUUGCAAUGCGUGUCACCAUCGACUGUCCAGCUCGCGUGGCGACAAUCCACACGUGCGGUUGGAUACAAGUUGGAUCGAGACGGCAUUCCUAUCUACACAGGAACAGCAUUGUCGUUUGACGACAUCAACUUGUCGACAGGGCUGUCGUUUUCGUACCGACUGCAGGAAAUUCGUCGGGAUACAUCGUUAUCGCAUUGGAGCGCCCCGCUUGUCAUUUCAACAUUGACAGCACAAGAAACGACCGUUAUGUGCUCGAAUGACUUGCCGCUUUCCAUCGUUCAAAACGGAUAUGCAAACAAUGUCACGAAAAUGUGGAAAAUCCAGCGACCCACCGGUCCGUCGGAAUACACAUACCUGAAUUUUGGCAAGUUUUCCCUCGAGUGUGACCACGAUCAACUGACAAUCGAAGAAAGAAGUGGAGGAAGCGCAAGGUCCGUCUUAUGGAGUGGAGGGUGCUCUCGUCAAAAUUCGUUCGGGAUCGUCUCAGUCAACCCAAACAGCGACAUUGUCAUCACGUUGACGACCGACAGCUCAAUUGCUCUUGAGGGUUUCGCAGUGAACGUCGAAAUUUUUGACAGCACCAAGGACAACCGGGUGACACAGAUUCCAUGUCCAGUGUUCAACAACAUUUCGUGCGCCAAUAACGGCAUAUGCACUGGUUCGACUGGUGUUUGCUUGUGCAGCGUUGGGUACACAGGGGAAGAUUGCAGCCAGCGCAUUCUGUGCACGAAUGGCCUGAUCUGCCCCGCUUCGUUUUCCACUCAAGAUGAAUUUAUUCUCGUCGAUGGAAGGCAGGGUAACGACGACCGCGGAACUGGUGCAUUCAUGAACACAUCGAGUCGAGGCACAGCCAGCAAAGCUGUGCGCAGUAUUUCUAAGGCCUUGAAUCUCCUGUCCACGAACCCGAUGACAAAAAAGACAAUUCUACUCUACCCGGGAGAAUACACCACCUCCAUCAACUGCAACCUCCGAUUUUCAAGCCAGCACAUUGAAAUCCUCGGUAUCUUUGGUGCCUCGUUGACUGCCAUUGUCUGUCCCCACGGCCAAUGGAAUAUCCAAGGGGGAGAAAUCAGUGUUGUUGGCUUGACGUUCAAAGAUCGCGAAGCCAGCAACGCGCAGUUCAGCGUCACUCAAAAUGGAAAACUGAACCUACUUCACAGCGCAAUUCGCGGAGGCACUGGCAAGUCAGACCAAGGCGGAGGGAUUAUCCUCGAUCGGUCGAGUUUGUACUUGGAACAGUCCAUCGUGUCCAAGUGCUCUGCCAACUACGGUGGGGCAAUUUAUGCUUUCAGCAGCGAAAUUAUACUCAACAACUCGAGGAUUACCGACAAUAUUGCCAGCAUCGACGGCGGCGGGCUUUAUGUACGUGGCUCGUCGAUCGUGUCUGGCGUGAAUUCGUUUGUGCAAUGGAAUGUUGCUCAAAGAAACGGGGGUGGCCUGUUUGCCAUUGGAACAAGCUACAUAGUGUCGUCCAGCCCAGCUCGUCCGCUUGAAUUGUCUCAAAAUGCUGCUUCAUGUGGAGGUGGUGUCAGCAUUGAUGGACAAUUGACCUCGUUAAAUGUUCUCGUUUCAUCCAACCGCGCGACGGCGAACGGCGGUGGAAUUUGUAUCUUGGCCAAGUCUUCCCUUUCAGAUUCCGAUUCGAUCAUCACUUUGAACAACGCAGUGGACUACGGCGGCGGAAUCUACUCCAUCUCCGACAAAGAUCAAGUUUUUACAAAUUCCCUCGUAACAAAAAAUGCGGCAACAUGGGGGGGUGGCUUGGCGAUCCAAGACACAUCCACUGUUGUCACGGGAGUGAAGAUAUACGAGUGUUCGAGUCAAUUGCACGGCGGUGGUUUAAGCGUGAAAAAUGCAACUGUGCGCCUUGUCUCGGUGCAAAUCGAGUCAAACACAGCUGGCACCAGCGGUGGCGGUGUCUAUGUGCGGAAUGCAGCGCUGAUCGGUCCCAUUGACAUUGUCCACAACACUGCGUCAACAUCCGGUGGUGGCGUCUUUGUACAAGACGAUUCAGUGUUGCAAGACCUGUCCAUAUUUGGCUGCUCUGCUCGAAAUGGCGGUGGUUUUCAUGCAGUUGCGUCCUUGGCACUUUAUGCAAACAACGUUAACGUGUCCAACUGUACGGCACAAGAUUUUGGCGGUGGUGGACUACUCGAAAACGCUCAGGUGUUGGCUGAACACCUCGUGGUGCAGUACAACGAAGCUGCCAGCGGUGGUGGUUUGCACGUUCAAGGCUCGCAGUUGUCAAGUCCCACCGUUCUUAGUCGCACCGUGAUCCAGUCCAACGAAGCAACACUUGGGGGUGGUGUCAGCACGAUUAACAGUGCCUUGACUUCAUCCUUAACUUUUGCCGUACUGGAGAACAACGUGGCUCGAACGAGCGGCGGUGGUAUGUACAUCCAAAGCGCUCUGCGACUCGACAAAGUGCUGGUGUCGAAGUGCUCCACUCCUGGAGAAGGCGGUGGGCUCUCGCUCGUGAAUUCGACGGUCGUGCAUUCGGAAGUCACAGUUGAACACUGCUCAGCCCGAGAUGGAGGUGGUGUGCACGUGUCAUCGUCAUCACUGGAGCCCAACAAUUUACGCGGCUACAUGCGUGUACGACACAACUCAGCGAUCAGCAUGGGAGGAAAUGUUCACUUGACAAGACUCAGCUCCAUUUCGCACAUUGCUGUGCAAAACGGAAACGCCCCGUUGGGAGGCGGGGUGUCUGGAAAACAAGCAAUUGGAAGUUGCUCGAACUGUAUCAUCACCGAUUCCGUGGCAGCUCAAGGGGGAGGGGUGUUUGUCAUUUCUAGCUCCUUGGCACUGACAGCCACCACAGUUCGAAGCAACACCGCCGAGGAAGGUGGUGGGCUUUACCUCAACUACGCCAACUUAACCCAUGACGAGGUGUCUGUGAUCGAGAACGAAGCCGAAGUCGGUCCUGGUUUAUGGAUAGGCAAUUCGACCACCGUGAAUGGGCAAGGAUCUACUUACAGCAUCCUGUCAGCAAACAAAUUUCUGAAUUUUCUGGUGGCGGUCGACUAUUUUGCCGGUGCCAACGUGUUCGUUUGUGAGUCCGCGAUGGAUUUUGAGGUGUCACACUGGAACAUAUCUCAUGGCGUCGCACUCCGUGGUGGUGGCGCCUCUGUAUCCAAUCUGGCGAGUGGAAGCUUUCAAAGGUGCCUAUUCCAGAACAACAACGCGUUGCGAGAAGGCGGUGGUAUGUUGGUCAUGGAAUCAAGCACGGUCACAGUUGUUGACUGUGUCUUUGAUGCCAACACAUCUCCAUCUGGCGCUGCUCUACUUGCGAAUAGCGACGCAUCGACAAAGUAUUCUCGAACCAACAUUACACUUGAAGGCACGACCGUUCAAAGGAAUGUCGGCGACAUGUUUGGCGCGAUCCGUGUUGUCUCGGCCAAGCUGAAUGCUAUGAAUUGCAACUUUAUUCAAAACUCUGCGGGAACAGGCAAAGGGGGGGCGAUUUCAACGAUGAACUCCGAGUUGGCCGUGAUUUCAAGCACAUUCCGCGAAAAUACUGCGACUGAGGGGGGCACGGUGCACCUGGAACAAAAUGCUCGAGCUACUUUCAGCAGCGCCAGUUUGUUUGGCACUUGCACUUUAGACAAUCCAACUUUGCCCUUUAUUUCCAAAGGUGGUGUGAUGUUAGUGGAAACAGGGUCAAGCGCAAAGUUGCAAGAAUCGUCCAACGUAACUUGCGGUGUCGCAGUGUCUGGCGGGGGCAUCUACGCUUCCACUGCAAGUUUAGAAAUCAGCAGCGACACAUCCAUCGUGAACCACCUGGCGUCGCAAUUUGGAGUUUACAUCGGCCGUGGGUCAAGCUCAAGUUUCACUUUUGUGGAAUUUUUCAACAACGCUGCGUUGCUGGGCGGUGGUCUUUACGUAUCGGACACUACAUCGGGAUUAGUGGAUUGUACGUUUACCCAAAACCAUGCCGGGCGUGGAGCUGGUGUGGCAGUGGAUCGCAGUGGCAAAAUCUCUGCCAGUCAGUGUUCAUUCAUGGCAAACGUUGCAGACGAAGGUGGUGGUGCGAUUAUGUUGCUGUUGAAGACCGUUGCAACUGUGACCAACCAUUCCAUCUUUGUCGGCAAUGUCGCUCGUAAUGGCGCUGGCAUCUUCAUGGAGAGUGCCAGCAAAAUGUUCCUCGACGAGACAGAGAUAUUCGAGAACAAGGCGGCUCUCAACGGUGGUGGCAUUGUGUGUGCUGACAACGCUGUGUUGACCGUGUCCAGAAGCGCCUUUUACAAGAACUCAGCAGUGGAUGGUGCAGGGCUGCACCUUUCUACGGUCAUGUUGGUGAGUGUUCGGAAUUCAACGUUCACCGAAAACAAGGCAUCAUUUCGAGGCGGUGGACUUUUUGUUGAGCGCUGCGAGACUACAAUUUGUCAAGGACUGACAGUCGUGUCCAACACGGCAUCCAGUGGCGGUGGGGUUUUCUGGUUUCAUGAGAGCAAUAACAACGCUGACGUAUUCAAGUGCGCGGACUGUUCGAUACGCAACAACGACAUCUACAACAUCGCGACGAAUUCCCGACAGUUUGACGUGUUGUGGUGGCCAACCAAUGGCACGAGUGGUACCCCGUUGAUUGCCUACGAUGAUAUCGAGUCGAUCAAACCGGUCAACGUGUCGCAUGUUGGAGACGUCUGGCCUCGACUCGAAGUACAGGACUACUAUGGCCAGCGUUCGCUGACGGACUCGACGUCUUCGUGCAUCAUUCAAGCUGCGACAAAUCAAACCGAGGUUCUUUUCGAGCCAGGAGUCCCUUCUAUGUCGCAAGCAGGGGUGGUGACGUUUGUCGGUGCUGCGGUCGUCAGCGACGUGGCAAACACUUCGUAUGCACUGGAAGCUGUGUGUUCGAUUCCAUAUUCGACCGAGGGAAACUAUAUCAUCAAUCUCACGAUCACCGUCCUUCCAUGCAAACCGGGCUUUCGACUGGCUGAAAACAAGCGAUGUAUUCGAUGUGGCGUGGGGCAGUACAGUUUGGAUGGUCAAUAUUGUUUCGACUGCCCCAAAGGCGGAAAUUGCGAUCAAUUCGUGGUGAACCUUGCCUCGCCAGAAAUUGUGCUCGCCUACGGCGUCAAAUAUCCGCGCACGGUGUCCAACUACAUGGCAUUCGAGGCCACAAAAACGGUCCUGGACGGAUGCACGCCUGCGACGUGGGACGCGAGCGAUCCGUGCUUGCAAUUUGCAGCAAAACAAGUCGGUGGAAUCGAAUACUUGACAACAACGUCGAAAAUUGACUUCAACUUGGUCAUGACCGAAUGUGCCCGGCUCAAGACGAGCAUUGCCUAUCAAAAGUUCUGGCCAGCCGAGCGACAGUUUUCAUGUCUUACGAAUUCAUCGUUCUACAAAUGCGAAGUUCCUGGGUCGUGUCCCGCUGACAUUGUGGCGGACAAACCCGUCGAUCGCGCAGAAAUAAUUCCUUGUGCACCAGGUUACCAAGGGCCAACGUGCUCAGUGUGUCUGCCAUUUCACAAGCGCACGGCAUCGGGAGCGUGCACUUCUUGCGAGGCCGCAAAUGCAGAAAUUCGAAGUGGUUUGACGUGGCAGAACUUCGUGUUGCCAGUGUUGAUGUUGAUGUUGCUGGUUGUGGUGGUGAUUGGAAUCCGAGGGGUCUUGACGGACGGCACGGAUGUGAAAAUCAUGGACAAGGCUCAAGCAGAUCGAAAGUUUCAAGAAUAUGUGGUCAAAGUUCCUGAGAAGGGCAAGAUCGGGAAAUGGAUCGACGCCAAGAUCAAAGCGUGGAAGGAAAAGCAAGAACUGAAGGCAGCGGAGAAGAAGAAAAACGACAAAACUAUUCUCUUUGGCAUUCCGCCCGUGAACGUGAUUGUUGGGGUGUACCUCAGUCCGGAAAAGAUCAAAAUUCUCGUCGGAUUUUUUCAGAUUUUUGGCAACUUGAAGAAGACGUACGAAGUACAAUGGCCAAACACGGUCAACAAUGCAAUGGACUCGACGUCGAAAUUUAACCUUGAUUUGAUUGCCGUGGCAGGGUUGGAUUGCAUCAUGGAGCGCACGUUCUACUUCGACCUCAUCAUGCUCUUUGUGAUCCUUGGGUUCUUACUGGGAGUCAUCGCAUGCUUUUACCUACACGGAAUCCACUCAUACGAGACGAAGCUGUCGUCGAUUCCGCGCAACUGCACGCGAUGUGGCCAUCCUGUGCGGGAAUCCUUUUCCAGACGCGUGUACGAGGCGUUGCCAACCAUCAUGACUGAAGGACGGAAAAUUCCUCCGAAAAUGAGACAGAGCAUGCAUCGAUUCAGCUGCCUCGUUGAGGGCGAGAAAGACGAAAACGCCCCAGACGACCGCAAGAUCAAACGGGAAUUUGGCAUCUCAACAGUCAAGACGGAUGUUCUGCCGAUAUACCCGUCGCGCCACAUGCAACACCAGUGCCCGAGCGACGAAGUUCUGACAGGAAAGCUCCUGGAACGGACGUUGCGGUCAAACCUCCGUGUGUGGCAAGCUCGCAUGAAACUCCGGAUGAACUACCACACAUACAAGAACAAGUGCUUCAAGCUGUUCAUGUGGUUGCUCCUCAUCUUGUACCCGAACGUGAGCCAGUACAUUUUGAACAUCUUCAAUUGCCAAGAGAUCGGCGACCAAUACUACAUGGUGGUCGACCGGAGCUUAGUUUGCUACAAUGCUCAAUGGGGGUUCUAUUCGAUCUUGGGGUUUGUCGGCCUGGGGGCGUGGGUGGCUGGCGUUCCGUUGCUCUUUUACAUUGUCAUCAGUCGCGUACGCACGGCCAACAUCAAAGAGCGCAUGGCAAUUUUGAAAAAUCCACGAUACCGACACCUCCGGCACAAGUGGACGAAAAACAUGCGAGAGCACUUUGCCACUCGGGGUCGAUACAUCAAGGAGAACGAGUUUUUCGACAUUGAAAACGACCUGCUCUACGAGUACAUGUGCUAUCUCAACAUGACGGAUUCGGUAAAUCGUCUGCGAGUGGGGUUCAUCUACCAGAAUUACAUGCCCGAAUUUUGGUGGUUUGAAGUGCUCGAAUUGCUUCGAAAGCUCUUCAUGAAUGGGCUCGUUAUCUUUGUCCACAACAAUCCAGUCCUCAAGGCCGUGCUCAGCAUGACGUGGAGCAUUCUCCUCAUGAGCGGCAUCUUGUACUAUCGACCAUACGUGGCAUGGAGCAACAACCUCGUUCUCAGUAUGACUCAGUUCCAGACGAUUCUAACUCUCUGGGUCGGCCUCGUCCUCGUUCUGAAUGCCCAAACGGGACUGAACCUCCUCAACCAACAACAAAUCAUCAACAUUAUGCUCGUGCUCAAUCUCGUCGCUGUCGUUGCGACGGGGUAUAUAAUGUUUGACGAAGCACGGUCAAUGUCGAAGCAACAGAUUGCCAUUCAAGAGACCGAGCGCAAGGGUAAGAUCAAGAAAGCCGUGCGCGCGCUGUGGCGACGAGCGUACAACCUCGCCGUGUACGAGUCCAUGGCGGAGAGGGAAGGGAAGCUUCGAUUUUCCGUCCCAGCGUUCUUGGAAGCGGUGCGCCGCCGGAAGGCGGAAGCUGUUGAGGCGGUCCAUCCAUAAAACUGGAGGAUAUUGUGUUGUGGACUUCCGAGUCAUUCAUGUAGUUUCGUUUUUAAGUUGCAACGUGG